GGAUUGUGGAUCCAAAGUAACACCAGUCUUGUCCAUGAGCAUAACCCCUCUGUAAGUCCAGAAAGAGAACAGAAGAUAGGUUUCCUGAUGGAUUUAAAAGGCCUGGAACAAGCAAGCCUGAAUGCUAAGCAGUGUAGGCUCAAGAGCCCUCAUAAGGAACUGAAUUACUCCUUAACUGAGAAAACCCAACAUGCUGUCUACCUGCCUCAAGAUGAGUGGAUAAUUGGAGAUCUGGAGGUGAGAAACCGCGAUACUCUUCAAGACAACCUGUUGCAUCAAUGCCACACAGUAGAGGGCGCCGUUGAUCAGAGACGUCCAAAUCCCUCCUUGGAAUGUUGGGUGUGUCUAGAUAACCAGCGUGAUAUGGCGUACAGUCACGCUGACAGGGACAUCAGCCCGUCUCUCCCUCCAGUUAUGAUCUGCACUGACCUACAGAUCCCUUCUCCUGUCAGGGCCACUGCUGGUCCUGAGUUGUGGAGCUUUAUCGCUGACACAUGUAACCCUUUUGGUUCUUCAUGCAGUGUGCAUGGCUCAUCCUGGGACAUGUCCAGUUCCAUUAAUCCCAGUUCUUCUGGUCACUAUCCAGUCAGUGCUGCAGCACAUCUUCACCUCCUGGGAGAGUCCUUGUCUCUCAUUGGGAGCCAUCUUGAGGAGACUGAUAAAAUGGUGUGUAUGUCGAGCAGCUUGUCUCUGCUUUUGGACUCUUUGCUGUGUGCGCUGGCUCCUCUAAUGUGCCUCACAACACAGAUACCCGAGCUGGCAAGCUGCACAGAGCACGCACUGGCCUCCGCUCUGGAAAAUGUUGCUUACAUGAUGCCUGGGCUUUAAAAGUUUAAAUGAAGAUGGAAGACCCCACUGGUUUUAUACCAAGAUGCUGCACAGACAUAUGUUACUUUUUCUCUUGGAGAAAUUACUUAUUUUUGAAAUGUCUUAAUGUGAGUAUUUGUUUAGUAAGCACAUGCAUUGCAUUGUGUUGGUUGUUUGAUUAAACAAUUUAUCUGAG
This is a messenger RNA of Girardinichthys multiradiatus, 1003 nucleotides long. RefSeq names its product HMG box-containing protein 4-like. NCBI's taxonomy places the organism in Eukaryota, Metazoa, Chordata, Actinopteri, Cyprinodontiformes, Goodeidae. The transcript is spliced from 7 exons. The record is from RefSeq and is a predicted model, not a curated record. Bases 88 to 828 code for a protein of 246 amino acids.